Rhinichthys klamathensis goyatoka is the source of this 1052-nucleotide messenger RNA. It is a transcript of the gene havcr2, whose product is annotated as hepatitis A virus cellular receptor 2. The transcript is spliced from 7 exons. Lineage: Eukaryota; Metazoa; Chordata; Actinopteri; Cypriniformes; Leuciscidae. Bases 133 to 816 code for a protein of 227 amino acids. The record is from RefSeq and is a predicted model, not a curated record.
UUUGGAACCAAUAGCACGUUGAAGUUAUUUCCAUUGGCGAACAGCCAUCGUGGAAAAGAGAAGUUGUAUUUUUAGUAUAUGAGCCAUUCACACAUGAAUUAGUGACUUAUUGAGUGUACAACAGCAAAGAAAAUGAUUGUUUUUCUAUUUAUCUCAACAAGUAUACAUGUAGCAACCUGCAGCGAAUCAUCAAAACUGGUGUUUGGACAGGUUGGGGAUACAGUCACUCUUCCAUGUAAAUACGACAUUAACGCCAAUGGCCUAUUGAACAUUUGUUGGGGGCGACAUCAGUCAUGGUUCCAUUGUGAGAACACUGUUAUCUCCUCCGAUGGCUUGCAAGUGAACUACAGAGAGUCACAUAGAUUCAGCUUGGUCAGUGGACUCGACCGAGGAGAUGUUUCCCUUACCAUAAGGGUUGCUCAAAAUACGGAUGCUGGGUUGUACGUGUGCCGUAUCGAGAUCCCUGGACCUUUCAAUGACAUUAGUCACAAUGUUUAUCUGUUUAUCAGCAAUAGACUGGAUCCAAAGAGAGUCAUCUCAGAAACACAGCUGGUCCCUACAACGGCAAAGCAGGAAAAGCAAGACCCAACCACACUCAUUACUGAGCUUUAUAUCACAUCAGAAAAGAUAACUGCAGAUAUUACUGGCAUCUACAUAGAUGAACCUGUUGCAGUGGUCCAUACUGAGGAAGCAAUGGACGCAUUUGUCAUAAAUACUGUAAGAGUGGGAGCCAUUGUCUUCAUCCCGGGUUUAAUCAUCGCAAUUCUGUUCAGACUGCGGCGCUUCAGAGAGCGCACCAGCAACAGGGGAAGUUAAAAAUCUGCCAGAUCUCCCAAGCCCAACAAUAACCACACACGGAUAUGAUAGUCAUAUUUGAGGUCAUGGACCACAUGUAUAUGGUGAUGUGGACUUUUUUUUUGUUUUUUUGCCUUUUUUGGGGUUUGUUCUCAGUGGCUAAUAUUUAUGGCCUAUUAUAAAAUAAUUGAUUGAUUAUUAAUCUAAGUCUGAGAUCACUUAUUUACAAUAUGUUGUCGUUUUACUUUUUCAUUGUA